UGAGGGAAGCACAGGGGGCCUGGCAGCUCCCAGGGACAGACAGAGCUGGGGAGACAUUGAGUCCGGAGACAGCCGAGCUGAUCCAAGCAGCAAGGGGACCGGCCAUCAACAAGACACAGACAGCCAUGGCCUCAGCAGCUCCCACAGAGGAAGUGUUAGAAGCAGCCACUUGUUCCAUCUGCCUGGAGUAUCUGACAGAGCCGGUGACCAUAGACUGUGGGCACAACUUCUGCCGAGCCUGCAUCACCCAGUACAGUGAUUACAGGGAGCCUGAAUCAGGCACAGUGAUCCCCUGUCCCCAGUGCCGAGCUCCCUUCCAGAAAGGAAAACUCCGCCUCAACAAGCAGCUUGCUGAUAUUGUAGAGAACAUAAAAAAAUGGGGGUUAAAGCCAGGGAAUGCGCAGAAGGAGAAUCUUUGUCAGAUACAUGAGGAGAAGCUCCAACUCUUCUGUGAGGAGGACAGAGAAGCCAUCUGUGUGAUUUGCAGGGAGUCCCGGGCUCACCGCACUCAUGCUGUGGUCCCCAUAGAGGAGGCUGCCCAGGAUUACAAGGUGAAACUCCAGGAAGCCCUGGGCCCUCUGAGACAGGAGCUGGAGGAGGCGCUGGAGCUGACAUCUGCAGAGGAGGAGAAAACCACAGAGUGGCAGGAAAAAGUAGAGAUUUGGAGACAGUUGAUCACACGUGAAUUUAAGAAACUGCACCAGUUUCUGAGUGAGGAGGAGCAGCUGCUUCUGCAGAGACUGGUGGAGGAGGAGAAGGAGACUCUGCAGAAACUGCAGGACAAUAUAACAAAACUCUCAGAGCAGAGUGCCAUGUUGAAGCAGCUGAUCACAGAGGUAGAAGAGAAAUGCCUGCAACCAGCUGCUGAGCUGCUGAAGGAUGUGAAAAGCACAUUGAUCAGGACUGAGAAUGUGACACUCCAGGAAACAGAAGCUGUUUUUCCUGCCCUAAAGAACGUGUAUAAAAUCUGCCUUGAUAUGAGGGAAAUGCUGGAGAGAUUCACUGGGGCCCGAGCUAGAGCCACACCAGCCAGAAGGAGAGAAGCAGCCCAGGGAUCAGAGCUGUGCUGGGGGCAGAGCCACGGCAGCCGGUACCGGAGGAGCGGCCCGGAGAGCUGAGCUGGAGGCAGAACACCAGCAGCGCUGAGGCAGAGUGAAGAUGGGGCUGGAGCUGGGGCUGGAGCAGUCCGGAGCCGGCUGUGGUGAGCAGCUGGGGAGAGCGAGGGGGACCCUGGCAGCGGGCCCAGUGCAGGGAGAUCCCACCAGCCAAGAGGCCUUGCAGGCCAGAAUUGGCAGUGAACCAUAACCCUGAUGCGGGGGCCGAUGCUGGGGAGAAGAGUCCUGCCACCUAGAGCCUGGGGG
This is a messenger RNA of Mauremys reevesii (Reeves's turtle), 1361 nucleotides long. RefSeq names its product E3 ubiquitin-protein ligase TRIM58-like. Gene Ontology annotation, molecular function: zinc ion binding. The transcript has 7 exons. The record is from RefSeq and is a predicted model, not a curated record. The coding region runs from base 126 to 1118 and encodes 330 amino acids. Lineage: Eukaryota; Metazoa; Chordata; Testudines; Geoemydidae.